This is a messenger RNA of Planococcus citri (citrus mealybug), 1879 nucleotides long. It is a transcript of the gene eIF3l, whose product is annotated as eukaryotic translation initiation factor 3 subunit l. Gene Ontology annotation, molecular function: translation initiation factor activity; protein binding. Gene Ontology annotation, biological process: translational initiation. The record is from RefSeq and is a predicted model, not a curated record. The coding region runs from base 157 to 1815 and encodes 552 amino acids. Lineage: Eukaryota; Metazoa; Arthropoda; Insecta; Hemiptera; Pseudococcidae. The transcript has 11 exons. Gene Ontology annotation, cellular component: eukaryotic translation initiation factor 3 complex; cytoplasm.
UUGCGUUCGCUGGCAUGUUUUUUUUGUCGGUGUUCUUGAUGCAUCGAUAAAUUUUGAUGAAUUUGUUGUAAUUUAAGUGAUAAUUGCGCAUUAUUAAGGUAUUUUUCAUCUUGAUUCAAGUUCACCGGUGUCCAGUUUUCCGAAACGGCUUCCAACAUGUACGACGACGGCGACGAUGGUUAUUACGGCCAAAAUGGCACUACGUCAAACUAUGAUGCAUACACCGAAGAAGUUGAAAGACCAUUCUAUCGGUAUUCUUCAAUAACAUCCGAUAUACCCGAACAAAUCAAGCAAUUUAUUCAAUAUUUUCAUCUCGCCAUCAAAGAGAAGCGAAUGUACGAGAUUCAAGAUUUGUACGAAAACACGUUCCCUAAAUUGUCCGAAGAAUACUUUGAUCGUACUCCUUGGCCCGAUGAAAACAGCAUUUCACAUUUGGUUGAAGGCGAUCGCACAUUUUUAGUUCUGUAUAAAGAACUCUACUUCAGGCAUUUGCACGCGCGUCUUAGUAGUUCGGUUACUCUGCAGCAGAGAUUUGAUUCGUUCUCCAAUUAUUGCAACUUAUUCAAUCUAAUUCUUCUCGCCGAUAGUGAGAAUAAAAUGCCACUUCAGCUCGAAUUGCCCGAUGUGUGGUUAUGGGAAUUAAUCGACGAGUUCGUUUAUCAAUUCCAAGCGUUUUCUCAAUAUAAACUUAGACCGAAGAAAACCAUCGAAGAAAUCGAUUUACUUUCAGAUAAAGGCAACUUCAAUCGUGUUUGGAACGUUUUAUCUGUUUUGAAUGUGUUACAUUCUCUCAUCGAUGUAUCCAACAUUAAAAAACAGUUAGAAGUUCAAGCCAGCGGUGGUAAUGCUGAUUCAGUUGCGGGUGUUUUUGGUAAACAUUCGUUGUACAAAAUGUUGGGAUAUUUCUCCUUGGUCGGUUUGUUGCGUUUGCAUUCACUUCUCGGUGAUUAUUAUCAAGCCGUCAAAGCUCUGGAAAAUAUUGAAAUUCAUAAAAAGAGUCAAUAUUCUUCUGUUCCGGCGUGUCAGAUAACGAUGGCUUAUUACGUAGGAUUCGCGUACAUGAUGAUGAGACGAUAUGCAGAUGCUAUUCGUACAUUCAGUUCGGUUUUGUUGUAUUUGCAACGAGCUAAGCAGUUGUUCCAGUCGAAAACUUAUCAGAAUGAUCAAAUCAACAAACAAACUGAACAAAUGUACAAUUUGUUGUCAAUUUGCUUGGUUUUACAUCCUCAAUACAUCGAUGAAUCGAUCCAACAAGCUCUUAGGGAUAAAAGCUUUAUCGAUAAGAUCGCCCGAAUGCAAAGCGGAGAUAUUGACGAAUUCGAAUCUUGUUUCUUGUACGCGUGUCCUAAAUUUUUAUGCCCAACAUCUCCAUCUCCGGAAACAAUUCAUGAAGAUCAUACUCGAGAUGCGACCAAAUAUCAAGCUCGCAUUUUCUUAGAUGAAGUUAGACAGCAAGAGAUGCUGCCUACUAUUAGAAGUUACUUGAAACUUUACAAAACGCUUCCUCUCUCGAAAUUGGCCACUUUCAUGAGACCAGUUCUCGAAAGAUCCGGCUCGAAUAUCGAUACUGAAAAAGAACUAACGAAACAGCUGCUCUGCUUUAAGCACAAAAUGAAGAACAUGGUUUGGACGAAAGGAGGUUCUGGGCUUGAUGGAAGUUUCCAAUCUGGUUCCGAACUUGAUUUCUACAUCGAUAAUGAUAUGAUUCAUAUCGCCGAUACGAAAGUGGCAACUCGUCAUGCAGACUUGUUCAUCAGAAAAAUACAAAAAUUCGACGAAUUGAGAAAGAAAUUACAAUCUUUGAGAGUUCAGUAAGUUGUAUUUAUUUUGCAUUUUUUUAAAUUUGUGAAAUUAUUUAAUAAAAGUUAUGUAGAGAUAA